Messenger RNA from Nasonia vitripennis (jewel wasp), 12148 nucleotides. It is a transcript of the gene dom, whose product is annotated as helicase domino. Gene Ontology annotation, cellular component: Swr1 complex. Bases 1068 to 11027 code for a protein of 3319 amino acids. The record is from RefSeq and is a predicted model, not a curated record. Gene Ontology annotation, molecular function: ATP binding; histone binding; ATP-dependent chromatin remodeler activity. Lineage: Eukaryota; Metazoa; Arthropoda; Insecta; Hymenoptera; Pteromalidae. The transcript has 20 exons.
GUCCCGGAUGCAGCGCCAUCUUGCGGGCCUUGCUCCGCGCGUCUCUUCCGUCUCUUGCGAGCGGCCAAAGCUCGCCGAGCCGCACGACGAUUCGGAUAUACACACGGCGAGAGAGCGCGCGAGGCCCGGUCGCCCCCCAGGUCAGUGCGCGUGCGCGCGGACCCAUCUCUACGCGAGCGAGGAGUGAACCCGGUCGCCAUGUUUAGCAGUGCCGUGCCGUGUGUCCUUGAGUGAGUGCGAGUGAGUGUGCGCGAGUGCGAGGAAGACGGAGCGAGAAGACGCCGGUGGCGCCACGCCGCAGACAUCGGACACACGAACGAAAUAAUAAGCGAGACCUGCGAGAGCCACGUUCGGGGCGCGGGCAGCUGUCGCGCGGCGCACGGACUGUGCGAAAUAAUCUCGAGAGGGAGAGAGAGCGCGCGCGCGCGCAGCAGCAGCAGUGGAUGCGCGGCGAAAUGCCCUCCGAGGCCCAGCAGCUCCGACGAGCAGCCUCAUCGAAAUAAGCGCCGUCGGGCGCGGCUUAUCGGUGACCGCCACUCAGCUUGCGGCAUCCAUUUCGUGACCGACUGCGUCCGUCUCUCUCGCUCUCAUUCAUUCUCGCUCGCUCCCUGCACGAGAGGGAUCGCGGAGGGCCACACAGACAUACACAGUAUAGACACACACAGAGACACACCGGGACCGCGAGCUCUCCUCCGCGCGUGCAGUGCGUGCACGGAUGGCUCGCCGUCGCGGAGUUUCGCUGAUUACGCUCCGGUAAGUCUGCAAAAGAGCCGAGUCCCUAGCUCUCUUUCUCUCUCUCACUCCGGCCUCUCCCUCCCUGCAUCACUCUGUCUUUCUCUGGUUCGCACGCGCUGUAUAGCACACACGCGCAACGGAGCCCCAAUAUGGCCGACGGGAAAUUUCCUUUGUGCGAAGCGAGGCCUGCUGCAGUCUAGUGCAGAGUUGCAGCCUAGUCGGGGCCCCGUGGAUACAUACACGCUUCGGAGUCCGACGGCGCCCCUGCCUCUGCGUCUUGUGUAUAGAGCCCCGGUGCACGACUCCGUAACUCCUCCUCUGUGUCAUGUGUGAUGAGUGAUAAGCAAGGUGCGCCUACUUUGCCGCCCCUUACUGGGGGUGGAGGAAAUAAUGGGGGAAGCAAUGGAGGUGCACCACAGCAAACAGUCAGUUUGCAACAGGUUUUUGCCAAUGUCCUUAACUCAGCUAAUGUACAACAGUUUGUCCUUGCCUCUCCUGGCCUCACACAGGUCAUACCCAGCAGCGGCACGACGAGCCAGCCAAUCGGCGUUACGCGUAUCGUCAACCUGUCUGGCACGAAUCCGCGCGUCAGCGUCGUUAACGUCACAGGUGCGAGCGGUAGCACCGGUACUGGCACAGGGACGGCGCUCACAUCACCCAGCCGUCAGAAUACAAAACUUGUGUUGACGACGUCGCCCAAACUCGUGCGCACCUCCAUUGCCAACAUGUUUGUUACGCCGACGACGCAAGCGUCGGUGCAGUCGACACCCGCUAAGAAAAAGCGGCUUUCCGAAGGUGGUGAGCGGCCCACAUCCGUCGAGACGAGCGACGCGAUGGGCUACCGACGCCGCAUAAUAGAGCAUAAGCUCAAGCGGAUGCGUGCUGUCCGCGAUAAAUACAACGACAACGUAUCCGAGCUGUUCUUCCUCCAGAAUGGCGGUAAUCUCAUGGACUACUACGCCUGGAGGAAGAGGCCGCCCACUGCACAGUACCUGCAAUUCAUGAAACAACAGAGGCUGGAGCAGGAGGACGGCGAGCUCGAGACACUCGGCCAGAUUGCUGCACCGGUCGAGAACACAGCCGCGACCGUCAGUACUGCUGCGCCAACGACGAAUACGGCCAGCACGACGACCGCAGCUGCCACCGCUACUACCACCACUUGCACCACGACUACUGUCGUCACAACGACGACAACGCCGGUGGCAGUAAUGACGACAACAGCUACCACGAAUGCGACGACGACGACGACGACGCAGAGCACGGAAGUCGCGGUUUCUGGUGGUACGCCCGUUGCAGUCUCGACGACCCUGCCUCCUGCUGUGGCACAACUUAGUCAACAAGGUGGAAAGCCAAUUGUUAUAGAAUCUACAAAGUCCAAUUCAACGCCAACAAUCAAUCCUGUAGCAGAAAAAGCAUUAGCAGCCAAUCCAGUUGAAAAACCUGCCACUCCACCAUUAACAUCUGGUCAACCUAUAGUCAAACUUGUAAAAUUACCUGCUUCUACGAUAGCAUCUUCCUGUGAUAAUGUUAGUAAUCAAGAACAAAUUGUAGAGAAAGCAAAACAGGAGGCUUAUGUAAUGCAAAGGAUUGCGGAAUUGCAACGAGAGGGAUUAUGGUCAGAACGAAGGUUACCGAAAGUUCAAGAACCUACAAGACCAAAAGCUCAUUGGGAUUAUUUACUAGAAGAAAUGGUUUGGUUAUCUACAGAUUUUGCUCAAGAGAGAAAAUGGAAAAAAUCAGCAGCAAAAAAGUGUGCGCGAAUGGUCCAGAAAUAUUUUCAAGAAAAGGCUAUACAAGCCCAAAAAGCAGAGAAAUUGGAAGAACUUCGUUUGAAGAAAAUCGCAGGUUUUAUCGCGAAAGAAAUUAAAACUUUUUGGGCUAAUGUCGAAAAGUUGGUGGAGUAUAAACAACAAACACGAUUAGAAGAGAAAAGGAAAAAAGCUUUAGAUCAACAUUUGAAUUUCAUAGUUGAUCAAACUGAAAAAUAUUCAUCGUGGUUAACUGAAGGUUUGAACAAACCUGAAGGAACGCAAAGCACGCCUGCAUCAAUCCAUAGUUCUAGAAUAUCUUCACCAAUCACAUCUGGAAAGCACUCUGAUGAUGACUUCAAACCAAACCAGGAUUCAGACGAUGAUGAAGAAACUAUAGCAAAAGCUGAAGAAGAAAUGAAAUCAAACCAUAAAGAAGAAGUAGAGCUUUUAAAAAAAGAGUCGGAACUUCCAUUGGAAGACAUACUUAAAGAAUUACCUCCGAACUACUUGGAAGAAAGAGAUAAAAGUUUAUCUCCUUUGCCUAAAGAAGCCGAGGUAGAGGAAAGUGAUAAUGUCGAGGAAGGUAAAGACACGGAAUUCACUGUAGCGUCAGAUCAAUCCACAGACGAUGAAGAAGACACAAUUCAAGAACAAGAAAAGUUGGAGAAAAACGUUGAUCAUAAACAAGAGCUUGAUGACCUGAUGGCUGAAAAUGAAAUGUCCAUUGAUGAGUUGAGGGCUAAAUAUGCUAAUGCUGUAGAUACUCCAAUGGACGUCGACGAAACGGAUGAAGAAUCUGAUAAAGAGGAAGAAGAAGAGCAAGAGUCUGAAUCAGAAAAUGAAACCGAAAAUGAAAGUGAAGAUGAGACGCAAGACGAUUCUCAGACGCAAAGUGAUGAAGAACCUGCUGUUGGUUUGAAAUCAUUACUUGAAGAUUUGUCGGAUGAAAAUAAGAGUAUGAACGAAGCUGCGGAAAAACAGAGUGAAAUGGAUUCUGUUGCAGCUUUAGCAGAAAGUAUACAGCCUAAAGGAAAUACGUUACUUACUACAAGCGUUGUUACAAAAAUUCCGUUUUUACUAAAACACAAUCUACGAGAAUAUCAGCAUAUUGGUUUAGAUUGGCUCGUUACGAUGUUCGAGCGGAAAUUGAAUGGUAUUCUUGCUGACGAAAUGGGUUUGGGCAAAACCAUUCAAACGAUUGCUCUUUUAGCGCAUUUAGCGUGUGAAAAAGGAAAUUGGGGUCCUCAUUUAAUUAUUGUACCAACGUCUGUGAUGCUUAACUGGGAAAUGGAGUGUAAAAAAUGGUGCCCUGGUUUUAAAAUUUUAACAUAUUAUGGAACACAGAAAGAAAGAAAACAAAAAAGGACAGGAUGGACAAAACCUAAUGCAUUUCAUAUCUGUAUUACGUCGUAUAAACUUGUGAUCCAAGAUCAUCAAAGCUUUAGGAGAAAAAAGUGGAAGUAUCUCAUUUUAGAUGAAGCUCAAAACAUUAAGAAUUUCAAAUCGCAGCGCUGGCAACUGUUGUUAAAUUUCCAAACGCAAAGACGAUUGUUACUCACAGGAACGCCACUCCAAAAUAAUUUAAUGGAAUUAUGGUCCCUCAUGCAUUUUCUGAUGCCAAACGUUUUUCAAUCGCAUCGAGAAUUCAAAGAAUGGUUUAGCAACCCGGUCACUGGUAUGAUUGAAGGAAACAAUGAAUACAACGAAAAUAUUAUCCGCCGUCUUCACAAGGUUUUGCGCCCAUUCCUUUUGAGAAGGUUAAAGUGUGAAGUAGAGAAACAACUACCAAAGAAAUACGAGCACGUAAUCAUGUGCCGACUAUCAAAACGGCAGAGGUAUCUUUACGAUGACUUUAUGUCUAGGGCAAAGACAAAGGAAACCUUAGCUAGCGGAAAUUUGCUGAGUGUAAUAAAUGUUCUAAUGCAACUACGUAAAGUUUGCAAUCAUCCUAAUCUAUUUGAGGUGCGACCGACAGUUUCGCCAUUUCAAAUGGAGGGAAUUGAUUUUCACACUGCGUCGUUGGCAUGGAGCGCUCUUGACUAUGACCCUUUCAAGCAUAUCGAUUUAUCCUGCUUGAAUCUCUUAUUAGUUGAUUUGGAAUUCGUUAUGACUGCGUUUGUAGCUCACAGAGUUAGAAAAUUAAAAACACCAAGAAAGCUCAUCGAAGAAAUUGAUAGCCAACCAGAGUCGCCUCCGCGGUGUCCAUCAGGAAAAAUAAAAAUUAAUGUUAGAUUAUCUAAUCAAGUAUCAAAAUCUACUGCUUCUACACAACAAAGUCAGCAGCAAAUAAAGAUCAAAAGUUUUCCUGGUAUUUUACCAACGCCAAGAGUGGGUACCUCACCGUUAGUUAAAAGUGUUAACAGCCAAACCCCAACUGGACAAGGUGUAACUUUGAAAGUUGCUGGUGGUCAACCACUACAAGGUUUUCUGCAAUUGGUACCGCAUCAAGGUGGUGUCAAAGCUAUCCCAAUGGGUACUGUUGGGCAAAACAUUUCAAGUACAGCAACAGUUACGACUACCACAUCAGGUAUUAAUACUCAAAGAAUAACAGUUGCUAACGCGAAUACUAAAGAUGGGCCACAAAGAUUAACGACGCAAACUUAUGCAUUCAAACAUGGCGAUUCCGUCCAAAAAUAUGUUCCUAGUUUUGCUCAGUUAGUACAGACAUCAACCGGCAGACAUAUCAUCCUUACUAAUCCUAAUCAACAAACGACAAAUGCUCUAUCUUUCCCAGUUAUGACGUCAACUGGCCAGAGGUUAACAGUUCUUUCGAAGCCUGUACAAGUCAACAAAGUCAUCGGUAACGUGGUUACGUCGCAGGCCGGAGGAACUAGCGUAACAAGUUUGAAACCUGUCAUGAGAGUUCCCCCUCUCAACGUAAGCAAUUUACAAUCGGCUGGGCAGAUACAACCAACACAAAUUCGAUGUGGCGUGGUCACAAGAACUAUUCAAAAGGAUACGGAAAAAAGUCAAGUGAAAGAAGUACCCAAAUCUGAAUUUCACCUGCCUCAAUUGGAAAAAACUAGGCGACAGAGACGACAAGAUAAGCUUGCAACUUUGGCUGACAUAAACGAGCGAAGAUGUGCAGCUUGUCCUCUGUACGGCGAGGAUCUUUUUACAGCUCUGAGGAUUAGUAAGCCAGCGACGGGUUGCCAAUGGCACAGCGGAUGGCUUCAUUGUGUUGGUAAAAACAAUUCUACGCGCACGAGACGCCAAUAUUUCUCACAUACUGAAGCUCUGGCCGAGGCUAUUCGUUCAACAGAACAAAUUGUGGAAGAACUCAAGUCAGUCUUUGACAGAUUUGUGGUGUACGUUCCUGCAGUGCGUGCACCCUUGCCUCGUUUCCAUGUGUCUCAUCCACCACCGCAUAAACUUUGGAAAGAGCAGCGAAUGGAAAUGGACUUGCAGCGUCAGUUGUCUCCAAAAGUAGCUCUUUUCCAUCCGAUCACGAGUGCUAUGAUCACUCAGUUCCCCGACCCCAGACUUAUACAGUAUGAUUGCGGAAAGUUGCAAUCACUCGACCUCCUGCUUAGAGAUCUGAAGUAUAACGGUCACAGAGUUCUUAUUUUUACGCAAAUGACCAGGAUGCUCGAUGUACUGGAGGCUUUUCUCAAUUAUCAUGGUUACAUAUACCUACGUCUCGAUGGUGCUACCAAAGUUGAUCAGCGACAGGUUUUAAUGGAAAGGUUCAACAAUGACAAAAGAAUAUUCUGCUUCAUUUUGUCAACAAGAUCUGGUGGUGUUGGUGUUAAUCUAACGGGAGCAGACACUGUUGUAUUUUACGAUAGUGACUGGAAUCCAACCAUGGAUGCUCAAGCCCAGGACAGAUGUCACAGAAUCGGACAGACGAGAGAUGUACAUAUUUACAGAUUGAUAAGCGAAAGAACAGUGGAAGAAAACAUUUUGAAGAAAGCAAAUCAAAAAAGGUUGCUUGGAGAUCUUGCUAUUGAAGGUGGCAACUUUACCACUGCCUAUUUCAAAAGUUCCACAAUUCAAGAUCUGUUUGACGUUGAUCAGUCUGAGACCGAUGCUUCAGCGCGAAUGGCUGAAGUGUUGGAUCAAAAUAAGGAUAGAGAAAAGCAUCUACAGAAAGAGACGAUACAGCCAGAGGAUAAAGCGAUGAUCGGUGCACUAGAAAGUGCUCUUGCUGCAGUUGAAGAAGAUCAAGACGUACAAGCUGCAAAAACUGCAAAAGCCGAAGCUGUGGCUGAUUUGGCAGAAUUUGACGAGAAUAUUCCUGUCGAAGAUGCAGAUAACGACGAUGCAGGAGUCAGUAAAGCUGAAAUGGAAGUGCAAAACAUUGUAUCUCAGCUUACACCCGUGGAGCGCUACGCCAUGCGCUUCGUAGAAGAGUCAGAUGGAAACUUCUCAGCGGCUCAGCUUGCAGCAGCGGAGCGCGAACUUGAGGAGCAGAAAAAGGAAUGGGAACGAGGUCGACUACGGGCCAUGCGUGAGGAAGAAGAGCGCCAGAUGCGCAUGACGGACGACGACGAGAACCCGCUCACGUUCACGCGCGAGGACGCUCAGAAUCAGGUUAAUAACAGCACUAGCAAUUCUAGGCGCGCAUCAAGUAAUAAGAAGCCAACGAGGCAAGUUAGGCGCGGCAGAGGUAGGCGGGUGGUUGUAGGGCGCGUCAGUCGUAGGUCGAAUCGGAGUAUAGAGCAGGAAGAAACAUCAGAAUCCGAGUCAGAGACGACUUCGAUGUCGGAAACUGACUCGGAGAAUGAUGUCAAUCAUGUCCCGAAGAGAGGUAAUAGCACCGAUGAAGAAAAGAAUAGGUCUAGCAAGGUAAGCAGCUCUGACGAGGAAAAUGACGAAAACAAUGAGGAUGAGGACGAAGACGAUGAAGAAGAAAACGAGGAGGAUGAAGAUGAUGAGAGUACGAUUCAAUCAGGAAGGGUGCAAACUAGCCUGAGAAAUAGGGUGCUUAGUCUGUCGAAAAAGAACCAUUUCGAUAUUAACAGUCCUAGAACGAGAUCCAGUGGUGAUGUCAAGAUUAAUCUUUGGACUUUAGACGAAAGUCCAAUAUUACCAGAAAGCAAACCAAGAAAAAGAAAAAGGUCUAAAUACAAUAAGUCGCUUGAUAAGUCUGACGAAAACUUGACCGUUCCGUCACUACUGGAUCCAGAUUCGAAAACAAGAACAGUUUCGGAAUCGCUUGAUGAUAUAUCUAAGACAAUGGAUGUUUCUAUAAAUUCAAGUGCUGACGAAAGUAUAUGUGAUGAAGAAGACCUUAAUGACACGGAAUUGACCAGUACGCCGAGAGUUAAAACUACAAGACGAGCAGUACCAAAAGCUAUCAUCCGAACCAACUUAAGGUCAUCUGAAAAAGAAAGUAGCGCUUCUAGUGAUAUGCUUCAAUUACCUACGGUUGAGUCAAAAUUAAUGAGUAUCAAGGCAACGGAUACGGAACUGAAAGUAAGCGGCCUGGAUACGCCAAGCAAUGAAUCUAAAACAGCUAGCUCGACUCCCCAUAGGUCACCUGGUAGACCGCGAAAGACUUCUCAGUCGGUACCGGUGACUCCACUCACAUCUGAACCGCAUGUCAUUGCAACGUAUUCUACUAGAUCUAGUAAUAAAUUGUCCAUAGCGCGUCCUUUACAAGAUAAGCGGACAGUACCGCCAAUCAAAAUAAAUUGUAAAGGUGACCCGGUAAUCUGUGAUAUUAAUAAUACUUCUAAUGCCCAAAACGAAGCAAAAGAAGCGAGUCAAAAGAGCACUGCUGCUGUCACUACUAGUACUACUACUGCAUCACCUAUUAAGGAUGCAUCAGUACGGCCUAAUAAAACAGCAGAUAGUAGUGCAAUGAGUAUAGACAACGAGGAGACGGUAACAACAGAUAGCAAUGAAAAGUCAACCGAUAUUACACUAUCUGAAGAACAAGCAUCGAGCAAAACGAAUACAGAAAAAAUCAGUUUAGAGUCUGAAAAUCAGUCAGAUAUUCGAUCACCCAGUCCAAUUCUUAGCGUAAGAAAAGUUAAAGGGAGACGAUCUUAUUCACGAAAUCGCACAGAUUUAAAGGAUAAAAAACCAUCCUUGUCGGUUACUCCUGACGAUUUGGAAACGGCAGCGAUAAAACCGAUUGAUAAUUCAAAAAAUACAGAUGCACCAGAAUUGGUUCCAACAACAAUGGAGGUCGAUCAUUCUCCAUCACUCAAGGCUACCGAUGAUGCUGUGUUAUCCACAAACAAAAACGUCACUCCUCAUAGAUCUAGUCCACCUCUAAGGCCUACGAAAAUUACACGCUCUGCAGUUAAGUCUAUCACAGAUUCGACAGAAAAUCCUGUAAUUUCCAAAAAUGAAACAGAAGCAAAAACUAAGGACACGGUACUAGUACUAGAAGAAAAACCUGAUGAAUGUAAGCAUUCAGAAAAAGGUAAAAGUUCUGACACUGCAUCUUCCUUGCCAGUUGCUACAGGUACUAAUACGGACAUAACUGAAACUUCGAAGAAAGACAAAAAUCAGGCUCAUCAGGUUAAAGGGAAAUUGACCCGAUCAUCCACGCGUUCAAUAACUGAAGUCAAAUCAAAAGAGAAAACUGAUGGCAUAUCUGUGGUUACUUCUGAACAGGCUAAGCCCAAUGCUGAAAAAUGUAGAGACUUAGAAACCACGAUUUCAAUGCCAAUGGUUGAUUCUAAAAUAAAUCCGACACAAAAGAGUGGAGGCGAAGAAGAGCAAUUACAAGUUCCUGUAAAGCUAACUCGAUCAAUUGCACGAUCAAUGUGCGAAUCUCAAUUGAAAGUCUCUAAGGUAUCUUCCACUGCAGACAUUGUUGUUGUAGAUCAGACAAAGACAAUAGUUGAAAAGUCAAAGACUGAAGAAAGUAUGACUAUAGCAGAGAAAGAAGCAAUCGUCGAAGCUGCUUCGAAUCAGUCGAAGAUACCGGAAAAAGAAAAAAGUCUAGAAGCGGAAAAUGUUACAACAACAGUAUCUAAAGAGGAAAAAGAUCCAAAAGUUAUAAAAGAUAUUGUUGUAGCUAAAACAAUACAAGAACAACAAUGUAUAACAUCUGCUCAAGAUUCAAAAGAUCCAGCACUUGUAGACUCGCCCGUGCCUGUGUCGUUGGAGCCAAAGACCAAGGCGUCGAAGUCUGAGACGCCGGUUGUUGGAGUAACAACCAGGCGUUCUCGUGCCAAUCACAACGUUGAUGUUGCUUCAGAGACAUCAACUGUAGCUGCUGUGUCUACUGUCACCAACGAAAAGGUAAUUUUGAGUAAAAAAGCAGAUGAGACACAAAAUAAAACUCUUUCUGUGACGGAAUCACAGAUGGAAAAAUCUACGAAUCAAAAUGCUGAUGCAUCCUUUGAACAGCCAAAACUUACAAAAUCAAAUAUGCAAGUACCUAAUCCUAUGUGCAGGCGUUUCCACAGUCCGACAAAAGUAGCGGCUCUUAGACGUAGACCCGACACUCCUAUGCCUACAUUUUAUUCUAUCCGUCCCGUCACUCGAUCCUUAUCCAACAACAGUAACAGUAGCAGCUCAGAUGGUGAAGGAGGUUCGUCUAGUACCUCAAAUCAGCAAAAACUCAGUCCACGUGGUUCCAGAACUUCGCUUGAUAACGGUUUUGUGGUUCCUUCAUCACCUCCUUUAACUGUGCGUCGCAGUCGAUCUACAACUUAUGUAAAAAUGUCCGAACGAUUAGCGAUGGAACGAAAUGAACUCGCGAUACGUGGACAUAACAUCAGAGAUGUGGCAUCCGGAGAAAGUCUAACUAUUAAACAAGUCUUUAAAAGAAGGCCAGGGACGCCACUGCCCACACCUGAACUACUCACCAGGGCUUCCAGAGCCAAUAUGGACAGCAUGUACAUGCAAUCACCCAGAUUGCUGCCACCCGUUCCCAAACUCAAACCCAUACGUAGAGCUUCUGCUUUACCACCCCCUCCACCACUACAGCCGGCACCAUCUAGAUUACACCAGCAGCAACGACAGCAAAUAAAUUCCGAAAUGACGGACGCUACGGACUCCAACGGUAACUCGCUUGAGUCGGAAAUUGAAACAUCCUCGAAUGAAAAACCUCAGCGUACUGCCAAGGUCGUUGCCAUCCUUAGUCUUGAAUCUAAGAGCAGUAGCAGGUCAAGCAGCAGUUCCAACAAUCAGCAUAGCCUCAGCCCAUCUCAGAGAGCAAGACAGCUUAACUCUGAGAAUUCCGCUAUGAAUCACCCGAAGUCGCCCAGGUCUGGUAGGGCUAUGAACGUUAACAAAACUUCAACUACCAGUAGCAGAGACGACAACAGCAGCAGUCAAACUAUAACGAUGAUCGACCUGGAUGACGAUUCCGAAUCUGAGCACGGCGAAUCCGUUGCAAACGACUUUCAACGAAUUGGUAAACGGGUAUCGCGUACACGACUGAGUACCCAGCUAUGUACGAAAUCAUCAAUGAACAGCUUUCACAAGUCCUCAUCCGCUAAAGAGAUCCAAAUGAUUGAGAUCGACGAUGAUGAAGAUGAUAGAAUACCGUUAAAAAAAUCUCGUAGUAGUGCAUCUACUCUUGCCUCGACCGGUACGGCCGAUAAGCUUAGUAACAGUAACCCCGCGUCUUAAGACGAGAAUGACUGAAUGGUCGUCGCAAGCGCGUUCGAGGAACUGGGACAGCUCAGCGUUCGAGAGCUACUCUUACUCCGAUGACUUAGCGCUAGUGACGAUCUAUAUAUUAUAUAUUAUGUAUUAUACAACACAACAAAUGACGUACGCGUUGCAUAGAAAUUUAUAUUUAGUUUUAAAGAAAAUCGUACGUUCUCGUGCCAGCGUUCUCAUACAUUUGAGAUGAGAAGUAAUGAGAAUGAAAAAUAGCUUUGGGGAUACGUUCUCUCAUUUUAUUUUGAAAACUUGAUAGCAGGAGGAGAGGGGAGACGAUUAUCCUGUAUGUACAUAAUGACAAAUAUGAAUCAGUAGCUUUUAAGAUUGAAAUAAUUCCGAAAAAGCGAGCGAGUGAGUGAAAAAAAGUUCACGUGGGAAAAAACAAGUUUAAAACGAGAAUGUCUAGUGUUUCUAAUUAAGCGUCUUUCAGUUCGUAAUUGUUUUUUUUUCUUCUUUUUUUUUAUAUUUUGCGCGAAAUUUCUUAACCAGAUGCUCCCGUAAACGCGUUUAGAUAUUUAAGUUAUUUUAUAAUUUAUAUUUCGUGAUACAACAAACAAUAACUAAACUCAUGACUGUAUUAUAUUAGUUGUGAAACUCACUGCAAGCCGAAAAUGAGUUAAAAACGAUAUGAAAAAUGUUGUAUAACGAUUUUGUUAUGCAUGUCGCGCAGUAUAAAACUAGAUGUUGAUGCUCUUAUAGGUGGCACUCGAUUUUAAGGGUUGCAGAUAGCAAUAUCUCAAAAUUUAACAAAACACAACAAACGAUGACUGCAUACGCGAUGCUCAUACACAAUUAACAUAAUCACACCUACAUUACCGAAACGCAUUCAUCAUUCAUGCAUUCAUACACUAUCGAUAACAUAGCAUCGUGUAUUGUUCUAUCGAAAGACCUACUUUAAUUGUUUUUUUCCGAAACCGUACGAUUGUCCAUCCUGUAGAUGGGAUGUGUCCUAUUGUAAUUAAUAAGAAAAAUGAGAGCGACUAUAUAUAUAUAUAAUUAUUAAGUUGCGUGCCUGUAUUUUGUAUGAUCGAAUGAGUCCUUAAAAAGGAAAUAAAUGAAAUAUUCCUUGCUAUGAACAAAAAUAA